This is a messenger RNA of Penicillium odoratum, 1620 nucleotides long. It is a transcript of the gene noc4, whose product is annotated as ribosome biosynthesis protein NOC4. Gene Ontology annotation, biological process: ribosome biogenesis. The record is from RefSeq and is a predicted model, not a curated record. NCBI's taxonomy places the organism in Eukaryota, Fungi, Ascomycota, Eurotiomycetes, Eurotiales, Aspergillaceae. The transcript has 2 exons. Bases 1 to 1620 code for a protein of 539 amino acids. Gene Ontology annotation, cellular component: small-subunit processome; nucleolus; Noc4p-Nop14p complex.
AUGCCCGCCGCCGUCGACGCUUCCAAAAAGCGCAAAAGCAGCAAAAAUGCUGGAGCUCCCUCCAAACGCCGCGCAGUCGCAGACGACGUCGCCGACACCCCGUCUACAAUCGAGAAGCUCGAAAAAGAGAUUGCGGAGUCGCCAUCGAAGCUCAACAAUAUCGUGACCCUGUUCAAAAUGCUCAAUGUCGAAGAAUCAGCCAAAAACCCCAACCUUGCCGUUGCAGUGUCUCUAUGCCGGAUUUUCAGCCGGUUGAUGGCAGCGGGAGACUUUACUACGUCGAGCCGUGCUACUCCAGAGGAAAAAAAGCGCACAGAGUGGAUUAGAAGCACUUGUCUGAAUUACAUGGACAGGCUUGUGGAUAUCAUGCGCGAGGCUGAUGCUACAUCUCAGACCACUGCUCUAGCGCUGAGCAUGCGUAUGAUCAAAGCGCGCAUCACACAUGUCCCCGCAGACGAGGGCGUUGCGUGGUCUAAUAACUUCAAGUCUAUUGUGGAAGCCGUGAUUGAGAAUCAGGAUUUGCACACAGAGUUCAUCACGAAGUUCUUGAAGGGAUAUGAAGAUGUGAGAUACUAUACUUUUGGACAUAUCGCUGAAUACGCAGAGACCCGUCGAAGCCCCGAAAUUCUCGAUUCCAUCGUAUCCAUCCUCUCUGCAUGCGACGACGUGCCCAGCAAAGACCACAAAUUCGAAAACUUCUUUGUGACCAAGAACAAGCAGGUCGCCUCAGCGAGUGAGCAUAAGUCUCGCGUGCAGGCGGCAUGGGUAGAGAUUCUCAAGAACAACCUCUCGCAAGCGCAACGAAAGAAUCUCCUUCGAAGUAUGGUGCACCACAUUGUGCCGUGGUUCAAAAACCCGCAUAUGCUCAUGGACUUUUUGACACGCUCUUACGAUACCGGUGGUGCCACUUCGCUUCUCGCUCUGUCCGGUCUUUUCUACCUCAUUCAAGAGACGAAUCUGGAUUACCCAGACUUCUACCCCAAGCUUUAUUCGCUUCUCGAUGAAGACCUGCUUCACUCCAAGCACCGGUCAAAAUUCUUCCGAUUGCUGAACACUUUCCUCUCCUCGACCCAUCUUCCGGCCACCUUGAUGGCUAGUUUUAUCAAGAAACUGGCCCGCUUGGCCCUCAAUGCCCCACCUUCGGCCAUCGUCGUCAUCGUCCCUUUCAUGUACAAUGUUUUCAAGAGCCACCCCGCAACCACCUUCAUGAUGCACCGGGUCAUCACCGACAAGAAGCGUGAAGCCAAGAUUGAAGAAGUAGGCAUGGACGACCCGUUCAAUCCUACCGAGAGAGACCCCACCCGCACCCGUGCUAUUGAGAGCAGUCUUUGGGAGAUCGUGACCCUACAGUCUCACUACCACCCCAACGUCGCCUCAAUCGCUCGCAUCAUUUCCGAACAGUUCACCAAGCAAAACUAUAACCUGGAGGAUUUCCUGGACCACACUUAUCAGGGAAUGGUCACACAAGAACUGGGAACUGGAGAGAGACCAUUGAAGAAGACUCCUGUUGUGGAAUACCAGAUCCCCAAGCGUAUUUUCACCGAUCGUUUGCUUGAGGAGGAUGGUGGAGUGGAUUCGGGAGCCGGGUCCUUUAUGCGUGGCUUGUGGGAGUUUUCCUGA